CAUUCAGUAUUUAUCGGAGGUUUCUUCAGGAUCGUGAUAGCUAAAGUUCUUGGCUUUCCCUUACUAGGGUUGCUUGUCCUUACUCGCACCCCUUCAGUUGGUGGGGUCCAGCGUGGCCGGCCUCGCCCGGCGGACUCCACUUCCCAGAGUGCACCGCGGGUCCGUGCGUGGCAGCGGCGCGUGACGUCAGGGGAGGGAGCUGGCCAGUGCUGAGGGGGCGCGGCGCGCAGGGGCGCGGAGCCGGGCGGCUCGGGGCCCAGAGAGCGCCGCGGCCGGGAGCCCGCCGGCCCCUGACAGCCCCCUCCCCCCGGUGGACGACGACGACGAAGAGGGUGCGGGUCAUGGCUGAGCAGCGAACCCGGCACGGGUCCUGAGCACCGCGGCAUGGAGCGGGACGAACGGCCGCCUAGCGGAGGGGGAGGCGGCGGGGGCUCGGCGGGGUUCCUGGAGCCGCCUGCCGCGCUCCCUCCGCCGCCGCGCAACGGUUUCUGUCAGGAUGAAUUGACAGAGCUCGAUCCAGGCACUAAUGAGGAGACUGAGAGUUUAACACUUGGCCAAGGUCACACAACUGUUUCUGUUCCAGAUGAUCGGGCUGAACAACGAACCUGCCUCAUUUGUGGGGACCGUGCCACAGGCUUGCACUAUGGAAUCAUCUCCUGUGAGGGCUGCAAAGGGUUUUUCAAGCGGAGCAUUUGCAACAAACGGGUGUAUCGAUGCAGUCGUGACAAGAACUGCGUCAUGUCUCGGAAGCAGAGGAACAGGUGCCAGUACUGCCGCCUACUCAAAUGCCUCCAGAUGGGGAUGAACCGGAAGGCUAUCAGAGAAGAUGGCAUGCCUGGAGGCCGGAAUAAGAGCAUCGGGCCUGUCCAGAUAUCAGAAGAGGAGAUCGAAAGGAUCAUGUCUGGGCAGGAGUUUGAGGAAGAAGCCAAUCAUUGGAGCAACCAUGGUGACAGCGACCAUAGUUCCCCUGGGAACAGGGCUUCAGAGAGCAACCAGCCCUCACCAGGGUCCACGCUCUCCUCCAGUAGGUCUGUGGAACUAAAUGGAUUCAUGACAUUCAGGGAGCAGUACAUGGGGAUGUCUGUGCCUCCACAUUAUCAAUAUAUACCACACCUUUUUAGCUAUUCCGGCCAUUCACCACUUCUGCCCCCACAAGCUCGCAGCCUGGACCCCCAGUCAUACAGUCUGAUUCACCAGCUGAUGUCAGCCGAGGACUUGGAGCCACUAGGCACACCCAUGUUGAUCGAAGAUGGAUAUGCUGUGACACAGGCAGAGCUGUUCGCCCUGCUUUGCCGGCUGGCUGACGAACUGCUCUUUAGGCAGAUUGCCUGGAUCAAGAAGCUGCCUUUCUUCUGUGAGCUCUCAAUCAAGGAUUACACGUGCCUCUUGAGCUCUACGUGGCAGGAGUUAAUCUUGCUGUCGUCCCUCACUGUUUACAGCAAGCAGAUCUUUGGGGAGCUGGCCGAUGUCACUGCCAAGUACUCACCCUCUGAUGAAGAACUGCACAGAUUUAGUGAUGAAGGGAUGGAGGUAAUUGAGCGGCUCAUCUACCUGUAUCACAAGUUCCACCAGCUGAAGGUCAGCAAUGAGGAAUAUGCGUGCAUGAAAGCCAUUAACUUCCUAAAUCAAGAUAUCAGGGGUCUGACCAGUGCCUCACAGCUGGAACAGUUGAACAAGCGAUAUUGGUACAUUUGCCAGGAUUUCACUGAAUAUAAAUACACACAUCAGCCCAACCGCUUUCCUGAUCUCAUGAUGUGCUUACCUGAGAUUCGAUACAUUGCAGGAAAGAUGGUGAAUGUCCCUCUGGAGCAGCUGCCUCUCCUCUUUAAGGUGGUGCUGCAUUCAUGCAAGACAAGUGUGGUCAAGGAGUGACCUGUUCCCUGCGCCCCCUCAGGCGACUGCAGAGCCUUGGGUAGGCAGGACGGGUUCAGGAAGAGAGCCAGAGACCAAGAUGGAGGCAUGGUGCAGUUGCCUCCAUAACAAGAAGAGUUUUUGUUUGUUUGUCUGUUUUUUUAACCUCAUUUUUCUAUAUAUUUAUUUCACGACAGAGUUGAAUGUAUGGCCUUCAACAUGAUGCACAUGCUUUUGUGUGAAUGCAGCAGAUGCAUUUCCUUGCAGUUUACAAAAUGUGAAGAUGUCUAAUGUUACAGUGUUGUCAUUGUUUAGAGAUAGUUCUUUUGUAUUUUGAGGGAGAGGGUGGGAUGGGCUGAGAUACUGUUUCCGUGUUAACAAAGAUGACUACCUCAAUGGAAGGGGGGUGUAACCAUCCCUACUGUUUCCACUUUUUCUCAGCAGACUUAUGUGUUUGUCUGUCAGAGAGCAAACUGCCUUUUUCUAGCCGUAUACUUGUCAAGUAAGAGUACACCAAAGGGGUGAAGUGGUGGCAGGGAUUCACUAAGCCAGAUGUGCAAGACAUGUGGAACAGGAGAUGAGGGUUGAGCCAUCUCAAUGGAAAGUGCGAGAGUUCAGAUCAGGGCAUAGUGACCAGAUGUAAAGCAGCACAGCAGGUCAGUCCUAAGGGCAAACAGGCUUCUGUUCGCACAUCCUGCUGCCCUCCUCUCCCUGCACCACCCCCAUCCAUUUCUGCCACUGUCAACUGUCCAUCCAGCGAAGAUGUGGCAGUAAGUCAAUCCCUAGGACUUGUGUACCAGCUCCCUCAGGGCUCGCAGCUACCUAGUUUCCUACUUGAUCUUCUAAGCCCUGCCCUUCUCAGACUUCCUUCUCUCUCCCUUAUAAGUUUGACUUCCUUGCAGCCCUUUGAAAAACUAAGCAAAAUGCCAUGUUCUGAAUCCUGAUGCCCAUUACUGAUUUAUUCUUCUCUUGCUUCUUUGCUUCAAAGGGGUAGUAAGACGAAGGCUAAGUUGCUGAAAGAAUAACUAUUCCUCCUUUAGAAUCCCCUGCCCCCACCACCACCCACAGGACUCAAUUGAAACCUGGUCUUUUUUUUUAAAUAGUGGAAAGGACCAUUCACCCUUCUGGCCAGAAACUUUGCUCCUAAAUCCUACUCCAGGUUUUCCUAAUCUCUCCAUAAUGAGACCAGGUUUUCCGAGGGCUCCAGAACGGAAAGCCAGGGUAGCCCAGCUACUCUUUUGUGAAUCAGUGCCUGGCCAACCAAGGCCUGGAGGGCAGGGGCCAAAAGCACCUGGAAGGGAAGGGGGACUUUAAACUACCUCAUGUUUCUAAUGGCCUGUCUGCUACCUCUGCAGGUGUGGCCUGCACCCCUUGUCUUUCACUACCUGCCCCACUUCGUCCCGGGAAGUGUUCCUGCCCCUCUGGACUUUGGCAAGGGCCACACCAUGUCUGUCUUGGAGCUCUUUCAGGUGCUCAUCCCUUCUCUGCCUUAAUGUGGCAUUUGUUCCUGCCCACACUCGGGCACCUCCCGCAGCCAGUGCUCCAGCCAGACCAUGCAGCAAAUGCAGCCUUGGGAGGGCGUGAGGGGCCCACAGCACUUCCUCUGUCAGUUUGGCCAAAGACUGUUUGCUCUCCUGACUCAGCCAGUAUACCUACCCAGGUGACCACCAGUGUGCACAAAUUGGGUAGUCUGCUUCUGUUUAUAAUUUUUUUUUUUUUUUUUUGGUGAAAUGUUACGGGUACCAACUAGCAAAGGAGUGAGGUUUGUCCUUUGCUGGAUCUAAAACUCAGAGCAUUACUCCUCAAUGCCAUUUCCCCAACUGUUCUAAGAGGAGACAUGUUCCUUAGAAAAGCUCCAGCUAGCACAUUUUUCAUAUGGCAUUGGGAAGAUUUAUGUGUUCAUGUGUGUCUAUUAAUUUGUAACUUCACAGUAUUUUUCUUGUUUUCCUGAAUUUUUUAUUUAACCAGCUAGAUCAUAUUCUUUGGCUACAGGUCAGAUUCCAAGCUGCUUUCCUCAAAUAGGGGAAGAGACACAUAUUAGAGACUCCUCCUCUGAGACGGCUCCUGUGUGCAGCAUCUUUUCUUGCUUAGUCCGCCAUCUAUCAAAUCAUUAUUUUUUGAAAUUCCUUUUCAAAUUAAGCAUUUUAUCUGUUGUGUUGGGUGUCAAAGGAAAUUGCUCUCUGAUCAGGCAAGAACGUCUCUCCGAUCAUGUAGUAUUAAACAGAGCAAGUUGUUAAUUUGUGGAGUGGGGAAAGGUUCUGCAAGUUGCCAUUGUACAAAUCCAUUUUUACAAAUGUUUGCAGCAGAUUCCACAGAACAAAGAGCCCAUUCAUUGCCGAGAGCCCUGCAGAAUCUCUGAGCCAAGUGGCUGUGUGUUCCGAGCUGGAGCCUGACCUGUGGACCGUCUUUAAUGUCUUCUGCACCCAGUCCUUUUAUGACGUGGGCUUCUUUUAAACAGGGUAAAGUGAAUGUGUUGCAUUGCAAACUCAGGUAUUAUGAGGAGAAGGUAGGAGUGUAGCUAGCAGCGUGGAGACAUUAGGUCAGCCACUAGAUGUAUUUGUGAAUUUGGUUUGAAGGACACAGAGAAAGGUUGGAGGGGGAGGUUUGGCUUGUUUGUUUUUUGCCAUAAUGUUUGGUUAACAGGCAGCCUUUUUGCUAGUGGAAGAAGAAAAAAGUUGUACGUGUUGUCUCAAAUUCCUCUGUCCUCUCUCUGAUCCUAGACACCAAACGCACUCACUUUGAGUGAGUUCCCCACCGUAAUGAUACGACCCUGAAAGUAGUGUGGAAAAGGAGAACCCCACCUCCUUGCACAACAUUGAAACAUGUAAGCUUUUCCCUUCCUUUUGAACACUUUCUUAACCCAAGACAAUAGUGUAGAUUCCUGGAGCUUCAUCUCUAAUUACUCUUUGGUUCCCUUUGUGGACUGUGGAGUCCUUUGUAAGGUGUGAUGCGCUUUCCCUUUAUCUGGAGAAGUUCCCCAGAACCUAUCUAAGCACUCCACCUAGCUCAGAGGACAUCCAGCCCCUGUGCCCAGCCUGUGAGAGAGGUGGGCCAGCCUCCAGGGAUAGAAAGGAGCAGGCAGGAAGUUUCCUGUCUGGAUCCCAGAAUCAGAGCACGCAUAGGGGGAAGCCUAGGGAUCUUUAUGGUGACACUGAAAGCCACCCUACCUUACAUCAGCCUGCCUCUGCCCUGCCCCAUUUCUCAGGGAAGCGAGUAUCUGAUAGGGCCAGUGUCACCAGAUCUUUAAAACCCUGGCUCCUCUGCAAGCUGCCCUGCUUUGCUACCCAUUCCCUACAUUUGCUUCUUCUUGGCUUCCUGGGGAAUGGGACAGAUGGAACAGACAAAUCAGUGUGGGCAACAUGUAAGCCAUGACCAAGGUUGGCCAGAGUAGAGACCCUGGUUUUCCAGCAGGGUAAGAAGUUGAGCAGUGGUUCCAGAUUCAUACCUGUGGACGCCUGGUCUGUGUGCUUUUCCUUGUUGCUUUUAAAAUUUUUGCUUUUAAGAGAUUUCAGCCUUCAGGCUAGUCCUUUUUAUUGAACUUCAAGUUUUUUUUUAUUGAUUUUUUUUUAAAGGUUAAAACAACAACAAAAGCCCUAAACAAAAGCCCCACUACUCUUUCUCCCCCCCCUUGACCUAUGAGAGCCUGCUCCCCAACCCCACACUCCCCUUUGCUUCUGCAGUUGACCAUCCUUCCUUUUUCCCCCGGCUAGAAGCAUCUCUGUCCAGUGUCUAUGAAAUGAUGCUUCACCUGUGUCUCAGGAUGAGAAAUGGCAAUCAUCCCAACCAGGUGCUGGAAACGGGCUAGCCUUGAGGCAAGGGUUUCUAGGGCCAUAGCUCAGGGAUGUGUAUUUAACUACAGGGUCCCAGAAACGCCUCUCUUGGCUGCCAUAAGCAACAUCUCCUUUCUGGGCUUGGGAGACAGACCCAGAUUGUUUCCUUCAGAGGCAGGAGUCCCAGAGGCUAUGGCUUCCUCUUUGGCCUUCCUGGGCCACCUUGAGACUUGAAGACUUCUGACUGUCCUGCAACACAAGCCUUGGCGGCCCCGCCUCUAGCAGCUUGUAAGAAGCCUGGCCCCUCUGCCCAGUCCGUUCUCCAUCUGACCUUCUCCUUCUGGGCCUACCACCCUAAGUGGGCCAUGGCUUGCUCAUGAAUUAGCUAUAGGCUCAGAAGGAAGCUAGGAGGAAGGCAGAGCCUGCUCCAAGCCCAAAAAAACGCUGUGAUCCUGCUGGGGGCUAGCCUUCCAAAUCCUGGAGCCAGCCCUGUCGGCCAAAGGAUCCUCUUUGCCCUUUGGUGACUGUUGUUUUCUUUGCUGAAAUGUCUUAUUAUAGGUGAUAAUGUUGUUGACUCAAAUUUCCAUGAAAAAAAAAAAAAAAAAAAAACUACCUCUCGAAUGACAUCCUGGUCGAUUCCUCUCAGAGGAAUCCUGUGGGAAAAGAAUACUGUAGCUCCUGCACUGUUUACAUGUUUCUGUCGGGAAAGAAACCCUGCCUGCCCUGGGGUGUUGGUGUUUUUGUCUGUGUUGCCAUCCCAGGCCUGUGAUAGGGGCUUGUGGCUGCAUUGUAAUGUCUGGCUGUGUCUGGGGAGUCCUUCCCACCUGCCCAGCAAGGGACAAGCCGCCCCCUUGAAGAGGCCUCCAUCUCCCUCCUCAGUUCCAGGCAUGGGGGGCACCACCUCCCACAGCACCACCCUCAGGGGUUCUGAUGGCACCUGCGUCGUGAGCCUACCCCAGGCUACGUACCCGGGUCCACCUCCACCCACGGUCCUGGGAGGAAUCGGGUGAACAGGAUGUCUCUGAGCCCUUGUUCCCAAAGGGCCGGCCAAGGGCUGCCUGCCAGCCUGGCUCCAUCUACCCUGCAUGACCAAAUGGUAGUUGGCGGGCUCUGCGGGCUACUCAGGCCUUCUGCUACCUCCCCCACCUGCCUGCCGGCAAGGGAUGGGCCCCGUUUUGUGAAUUGACUACCUGUGGAAAUGUGACCAAUUAGUGUGAAAUGCAUGUUUAGCAAGUAUUAGGUACUGUAUUUGAACCAAUAAAUGUGAAUCCUGCACAUGCA
Messenger RNA from Chinchilla lanigera (long-tailed chinchilla), 6902 nucleotides. It is a transcript of the gene Nr6a1, whose product is annotated as nuclear receptor subfamily 6, group A, member 1. Gene Ontology annotation, molecular function: zinc ion binding; sequence-specific DNA binding; DNA-binding transcription factor activity. Bases 385 to 1872 code for a protein of 495 amino acids. NCBI's taxonomy places the organism in Eukaryota, Metazoa, Chordata, Mammalia, Rodentia, Chinchillidae. Gene Ontology annotation, biological process: regulation of DNA-templated transcription. The transcript is spliced from 11 exons. The record is from RefSeq and is a predicted model, not a curated record.